AUGUCCAGGUUGCUUGAACGUGGGCAACAUUUCUGGGCAAGAAGGCUUCACCUCGAACUGUGUGAGUCUUCAAGCAUCACCUCGAACUGUGUAAGUCUCCAAUCAUCACCUCGAACUGUGCCAAUCUCCAAGCUUCACCUUAGGCCACUUCGACCUCCACCCGACACUCGAAGGAAGUCGGGUCUCCCUAAUCCUUCAUCGUGCGAUAAGGCUGACCUCGCACCAGGUCAAGGGGCGUCUCUGGGAGGGUCUGCAGUCGCCUCCCGGGAACGGCCGCUCGACCCGAUUCACGCCAGGAAGGGCAACGCGCAGGAGGACCGGGCGGCUCCGCGUUCCGGCAGCCGAGCCCCGUCCCUCAUGCUGUUCGUGAUUUCCGAUUCCGCCGCUUCACUUUGCAACAUGAGACACACACGGCAGACAACAUUAACUGAACACUUCUGGAACCGUUAUACUACUGAAAAUAAAUCUGCAAAGUUUACUGAUCAUGGGACAAGAAAAAGACAAGAAGCUGAAGUUCUGGAGAAAAUGAUCCUCACACUCUCUCCAUCACUGAGAAAAUAUAGCAUGUACUCUAUCACUGGAUAUAGAAGCCAAGUCCUCAGUUUCCGGGAGAGGCUCUUUGGCUGGGCAAAGGCAGGGGCGCGGAGGCAAGAAAUCGGGGUAUCCUUGCCAGUUGACAGGGCGAGUUGUCUCCAAAAGGACGGUGAUAGUGAGAGGAACCUGUUCUCGUGGCGCCACAGCAAAGACGGCGGCAGCGGCAGCGACGGCGGCGGCAGCGGGCGGGGGCGGGGGGGGGCCGUUCGUCGUCGGCGUCGUCGUCGCCCGUGCCUUCGUCGUCGCCCGCGUCGUCCACGUCGUCCGCGUCCUCUCCGGGGCGGCGGCGCCUGGAGGAUCUUCUCGCGGCCGCCCCUCAGGCCGCCCCGCUCGCCCGACCUCCAGGCUCGGAAUUGCGAACUGGAGGCGGGCAGCGCGGGCCUCAUCAUGGAAAACAGGCCUACCAACCUGCCCGCCAAGACGGCCUACGAGCAGUUGAAGCACAGGCAGGAGUACCAACAGAUGGUAUCGGCCGCCAGGAAGAAAGGCACAUACACAAGAAGUGCCGAGAGCUGUGGUGGCAGGGCCUUCCGUCGUGUGUGAGGGGGAAAGUGUGGAAGCUGGCAAUAGGAAAUGACCUUAAUAUAACGCCACAACUGUACACCAUUAUGGUUCAGAGGUCGGUAGAGAAGCUGGUCAGCCUGAGUGAGUGCGGAAGCAUGGCCAGCCAAGAGGACAUGACGAGUGACUGUGGGGAUCAGGAGGCCACAAUCGACCUCAUAAGGCUAGAUGUGUCAAGAACCUUUCCCAACCUGUGCAUCUUCCAGAAGGGAGGACCCUAUCAUGAUCCCCUUCACAACAUCCUUGGGGCCUAUGCCUGCUACCGUCCCGAUGUUGGCUAUGUGCAGGGCAUGUCCUUUCUAGCAGCCACUCUGCUGCUCAACAUGGACGAGACCGAUGCAUUUAUCGCGUUCUCUAAUCUCCUCAAUCGGCCGGCACACAUGGCAUUCUUCAGAGUAGAUCAACCUGUGAUGUGCGCAUACUACAACGCCUUUGAAGAGCUCCUAGCCAUUAAUCUCCCACAUCUUGCGGAGCACUUGCGGAACAUUGAGGUCACGCCAGACCUCUACAUCCUGGACUGGCUGUUGACGGUGUUCUCACGGCCUCUACCUAUCGACGCUGCAGUUAGAAUAUGGGACGUUUAUCUCAGAGACGGAGAAGAGUUUCUGCUUAGAGCUGCCAUUGGUAUCCUAAAACUGUAUGAAACUGUCCUGACCAACCAGGAGUGCACUGCCACCGCGGCUCAGUUCCUCACCCGCUUGCCAGAGGACCUCGGCGCAGACGCUCUCUUCCGAGCCAUUGCAUCCGUCCGAACCUCCGCCCACAAACGCACAUUCACACAGAUCCUGCAAGCGCACAUGGACGCCGCGGCCAGUCACUCUGUAUGAUUUCCGGCCGAUGUUAAUUGCAGUUUAUUGUUAUUAUUUUUGUAUUUAUUGGUGGAUUUUUUUAUGGUGUAUAUGCUUGUUUUGGCCGCGACUGAGAAAGCUGAGAUAAGAAAGUUAAGGAGAGUUAAGGAUUAUGAGUUGUGUGAUAGGUUAUCUUGCGUUAAGAAACAUUUUUUUUUAUGAUCUGAUUCAGGUUCACAGUUUGUAUCGAGUUAUUACGGUAUAUGAGUAUUUAUGUAAACUUGAAAAGUCAAUAGAAACUACAUUUUUGUUUUAUGAUGAUUAUUAUAUUUUUUUCUAUUUCUCUUUGAAGACCAAGCAGUUACAUAAAUGAAUACUGUAGAAUAUAAAACCUAUGCCAAAAUCAUAUGACACUCCAUUUCAUUCAUACAUCAAAACAUUAUUCAUAGCUCAAUGCUCUAACCCACCUUUGCGCUGUUUCGUUCAGAAGCUGAUGACGAUGACUGGGUACCUGCAAGAAAGUGAGAUUUUUAUGUCAUCUUCCCACGUCCCGUUAACGUAAUGAAGGGGCUCUUUUCUGCUUUUGAUAUAAUCUCCUUUUUUUUUAUAUAUAUAUAAUAUAAUAUAUAGUAUAAACAUCUUUUUAUUUUUUCAUAUUUAAAAAUGCUGCAGAUCUUCCUAUCUGAUAGGUUUAAUGGGGGCAUACCUGCAGGACCAAACGCUUGUACAGGUUAGUGAUAGAUAGAUAGCGUAAGUUUGCCACGAGAAUGUCUGGCGGUGAAAUAGUAAUGUCGGGUAUGAUUUAAUUAGCCGAGAAAAGGAUUCUUUUUAUUAGGAUUUUGAUUAUUAUUAUUGUUAUUAAUAUUAUUAUUACUAUUAUUUUCAUUAUUAUCAUUAUUGCUGCUAUUAUCAUUUUUAUUUUCAUUAUUAUUAUUAUUA
Molecule: messenger RNA, 2882 nt
Organism: Penaeus vannamei (Pacific white shrimp)
Lineage: Eukaryota; Metazoa; Arthropoda; Malacostraca; Decapoda; Penaeidae
Source: RefSeq, a predicted model, not a curated record